Heterotrigona itama is the source of this 517-nucleotide messenger RNA. The record is from the annotation of a GenBank genome assembly. NCBI's taxonomy places the organism in Eukaryota, Metazoa, Arthropoda, Insecta, Hymenoptera, Apidae.
GUCAAUUCCAAUUAACACGAUAGAAAUUAAUAAAAAUUAUUUGACUUUAAAGAACUAAUUAUUAUUUGGCAAAAAUUAACUAAAUCGAGAUAAAGAUUAGAUAUUGAAAGAGAACUGGAGGUGUUACUAAUGAAAAAAAUCAUCAACAAUGGAUUUUACAACAUUUAUAACAAAAAGUGCGGACAGACGAAAACCAAGUAUCAUUCGUUCGUAUGCAAAAAAAUUUGCGGAAUAUAAAAAUGCUCUAAAUCUAGCCAAUGGAAUGCCAAAUGAGACGACGUUUCCUUUCGAAGAGAUAUCCGUAACAUAUAGAGGUGGAACAAAAAUAAAAUUAACUGGAGAAGAGCUAUCAUGGUCUCUUCAAUAUGGUCCUUCUCGAGGAUAUUUACCAUUAUUAAAGAAAAUGCGAGAAUUCCAAGAACAUUGGCACAAGCCAAUACACAAUGAUUGGGACAUAGUUCUUACAUGUGGAUCGAUGGAAGGCUGUAGCAAAGUUUUAGAAAUGGUUUUAGAAAUC